AUGUUUCGAGACGUCGAGACGUCUGUCUGGGAGAUGGUUGGGCGUUUUGUUGAGGCGCGGGAAUCUGUCUGCGAGAUUGUUGGGCGUAUUCUUCAGGCGUCGGAGUCUGUCUGGGAGAUGGUCGGGCGAAUUGCCCAGGCGCCGGAGAUGUUAGAAGAAAAGGUUCCGGGAGCGUGUGAGAGUGAGUGUCCGGCGUGGGAUGCGUGGGCCAAUCCAGUUGCGGAAGCGAACGAUCCGAGUUCACUCGUUUCGGAAUACGCCGCUUGUGGCGUGUGGCGGCCCCACACGGUCCUGCCUUUUUCCCGUAUGAGUUUCGUCGCGUACCUGCGCGGAUGGGCAGCGGAGGUUGCAGGGUGGGAUGAGGUCGUGGGGGGUGGUGGCUGGAGGGCCGGUCUGUCUGGGAGAUGGUCGGGCGAAUUGCCCAGGCGCGGGAGCUGUCAGGAGGUUGUAACAGUCUGGGAGAGUGAGUGUCCGGCGUGGGAUGCGUGGGCCAAUCCAGUUGCGGAAGCGAACGAUCCGAGUUCACUCGUUUCGGAAUACGCCGCUUGUGGCGUGUGGCGGCCCCAAACGGUCCUGCCUUUUUCCCGUAUGAGUCUCGUCGCGUACCUGCGCGGAUGGAAUCUGGAGUCUGUCUGGGAGAUGGUCGGGCGUAUUGCCCAGGCGCCGGAGAUGUUAGAAGAAGAGGUUCCGGGAGCGUGUGAGAGUGAGUGUCCGGCGUGGGAUGCGUGGGCCAAUCCAGUUGCGGAAGCGAACGAUCCGAGUUCACUCGUUUCGGAAUACGCCGCUUGUGGCGUGUGGCGGCCCCACACGGUCCUGCCUUUUUCCCGUAUGAGUCUCGUCGCGUACCUGCGCGGAUGGGCGUCGGAGUCUGUCUGGGAGAUGGUCGGGCGAAUUGCCCAGGCGCCGGAGAUGUUAGAAGAAAAGGUUGCGGGAGCGUGUGAGAGUGAGUGUCCGGCGUGGGAUGCGUGGGCCAAUCCAGUUGCGGAAGCGAACGAUCCGAGUUCACUCGUUUCGGAAUACGCCGCUUGUGGCGUGUGGCGGCCCCAAACGGUCCUGCCUUUUUCCCGUAUGAGUCUCGUCGCGUACCUGCGCGGAUGGAAUCUGGAGUCUGUCUGGGAGAUGGUCGGGCGUAUUGCCCAGGCGCCGGAGAUGUUAGAAGAAGAGGUUCCGGGAGCGUGUGAGAGUGAGUGUCCGGCGUGGGAUGCGUGGGCCAAUCCAGUUGCGGAAGCGAACGAUCCGAGUUCACUCGUUUCGGAAUACGCCGCUUGUGGCGUGUGGCGGCCCCACACGGUCCUGCCUUUUUCCCGUAUGAGUCUCGUCGCGUACCUGCGCGGAUGGGCGUCGGAGUCUGUCUGGGAGAUGGUCGGGCGAAUUGCCCAGGCGCCGGAGUCUGUCUGCGAAAUUGCUCGGCGUAUUCUUCAGGCGGCGGAGUCUGUCUGGGAGAUGCUCGGGCGUAUUGCCCAGGCGCGGGAGUCUGUCUGCAACAUUGUUGGGCGUAUUCUUCAGGCGGCGGCGGUUGCGGGCUGGGAUGAGGGGGUGGUUUUCCGGCGUGGCUGCGCGUUGACAGGAAGUGAAAGUGACAGCCAGAGGUCCGACGUCGCUGUGGCACGAAUUGUCGACGUGUUGGGUGUGGCGGCGCCUCAUGGGUCGGCUGGGCAAGACGCACGUAGAGAUCAGUGCCGAUGGGGUCACCGCGAUGAGGCGUUGUUAGCUGGCGGCGGAGGCACUCUGCGUGCGGCAUGUCCAUGUUACAUUUGCGGCACAGAUGACCGCUAUAGGUCUGACAUCACUCGGGCACCAUUUGUCGACGUGCUGGGUGUGGCGGCGCCUCAUGCGUCGGCUCGGCAAGACGGUGACCGCCAGAGGUCCGACAUCACUCGGGCACGAUCUGUCGACGUGUCGGGUGUGGCGGCGCCACAUGGUCCGGCCGUUGUAUGGCGGCGGAGGUUCUCCCCGAGGUACGACAUCACUCUGGCACGAAUUGUCGACGUGUUGGGUGUGGCGGCGCCACAUGGCCGGGCGGUUGUAUGCUGUCAGGAGGUUGUAACAGUCUGGGGUACGUUGUAA
Messenger RNA from Toxoplasma gondii ME49, 2067 nucleotides. RefSeq lists its product as hypothetical. NCBI's taxonomy places the organism in Eukaryota, Apicomplexa, Conoidasida, Eucoccidiorida, Sarcocystidae. The transcript is spliced from 34 exons. The record is from RefSeq and is a predicted model, not a curated record. Bases 1 to 2067 code for a protein of 688 amino acids.